Photinus pyralis (common eastern firefly) is the source of this 1821-nucleotide messenger RNA. RefSeq names its product putative nuclease HARBI1. The record is from RefSeq and is a predicted model, not a curated record. The transcript has 4 exons. Lineage: Eukaryota; Metazoa; Arthropoda; Insecta; Coleoptera; Lampyridae. Bases 287 to 1417 code for a protein of 376 amino acids.
UCGUGAGUAUUUUAUGCAUCCUUCACCUUGUCGUUUCUCAGUGUUUAUAUGAUUUAUGAAUGAAAUCUAACCUCGCUUUUGAUAAAUUUUCGUGCUCGUUCUCCUGUGAUUUCUAGGCGAUUUUUAUUAUUUAUUUAUACGAAACUGUUUAUUAAACUUCCUUCUUUUUAACGAUUAUCAUUUUGCUCGCGAAAGUGUGCAUAAUCCGUGUGAAGUGUACAAUUUCUACACCUCUGUUUUUACCACAGUUUUGCUAAGUAUAUAAAGAUUCAUUCAAGAAAUUAAAAUGGACGAACUGGUUAUGUUGGAUUUGCUGGACGCCGAAGAGGAAGCAGAAGAAGUUGUCCGUGUUCAAAGACCCCGGGCUGACGCAAUUGCCAUUCUUAGCGAUGUCCAGUUUAAAAACAUGUUUCGUUUUCCCAAGGAACUGUUUAGGAUUAUUGUGGAGGUGUUGUCCCCCCAUAUGAGACCAACAAAUCGAGCUUCAGAUUUGGAGAUUCCCAUUCGUAUAUUGAUUGCAUUACGCUUUUUUGCUUCGGGAUCUUAUCAGAUGGAUGUAGGCUCCAACUUGUUCAUGUCUGUCUCCCAACCGACUGUAAGUCGAUGCAUCAGUGAAGUGAGCGAUGCUUUCAAUGUCCCAGCGAUUUUCAAUCGAUUUGUAAGAUUCCCUCAUAACUUCGAGGAACUGGACCGAGUACGAAUGGGUUUUUUCGAAAAGUACAACUUCCCUGGUGUUGUCGGCUGUAUAGAUUGUACUCACGUGGCAAUUGUGGCGCCCCCCGCGGAAGAUCCCGAUCGACCAGGACACUUGUACAUAAAUCGCAAAGGAUUUCAUUCGAUAAACGUUCAGCUCAUUUGCGAUUCAAAUCUUAAGAUAUUGAACGUAAAAGCAUCUCAUCCUGGAAGUACCCACGAUGCAUUCAUUUGGAAUAAUUCUAAUGUCCAAGAGGUAAUGCGUACCAUCCAUGCAGAGAGACGAGGAACCUAUUUUUUACUUGGAGAUAGUGGCUAUCCUUUACGGCCUUGGCUUUUAACACCUUUGGAAGUUGAACCUGAAGAGGGUACACCAGAACACAAUUACAACUGUGCCCAUAAACGCGCAAGGGCUUCCAUAGAGCGCUGCAACGGUGUUUUGAAAAGCAGGUUCCGGUGUCUUUUGAAACAUCGAGUUUUACAUUAUUCCCCUCAUAGGGCAGCUCUAAUUAUAAAUUCGUGUGUAGUUUUGCAUAAUAUUUGUAUGGAGCGCAAUUUGGUGGAGGAUCUGGAUGAGUUUGAUAAUCAGGACAUUAAUGACGGACUGUUUAACAUGGACAUGGAAAAUGAAGAACCAGCAGCAGCACAUUACAUUAAUCCUGAACUGGUUGAAGGACGUAGAGUCCGGACUGCACUGAUUGCUGGCCGAUUCAUAAAUAAUUAAUUUGUUAAAAGUCGUUUGAGAGAGCAAUUAUGUUUAAUUAAUAUUUUCAUAAAAAUCUGGCAUAUUUUUCACAAUGUAAAUGUGAAUGAAUUGCUAUAGGCUUGACAAUAUUUCAUAAAACAGAAUUCGUGAAAUCUUAUCAAACUAGACCUUGAAUAUUUUGGUAUGCUACAUUUGUGGUUAACCUCUGUACGAAUCACUCACAUUUAAUAUAGAUCAAUGCUUGUAUAGUUAUUUUCUAGUUUAGCUUAUUACUUAUCGUCAUAAUCACUAGAGCUGGCGUGUGAUUAUAUAAGAAAUUCUGUAUAAAAUAGGUUCUCACCUACUGAAAUACAUGUGUUGAUGUACAUUUCAAAUGUGCACAAUAGAAUAAUCAUAAACUAGUAGACACAAUCACUACAGAC